CUCGCCAAUGCUUUCUCGCGGAGCGAUUAUUGUCAAUCGUACUUUGAUAAUCUGGACAUUGAGUUCGCACGAAUCCUCACUUGCGUCGCAUCAGAUGGCAGACGACGCGGUGAACCUCACAGUUCUAGAUGCAACGGAUUGGAGAGCAAACCUGUAUGAUGCGGACUGCACGCAUUACAAACACGCUGAGCCUGUUCAGCUUCCUAUGCCGCUUCAUGUCAUGUAUGUUGGACUCUGGACGAAUUCUUUUUGACCUCAUUGUGGUCCUACCUCUGACACCAAGACACGCACUUCCUUGUCGC
This is a messenger RNA of Didymella exigua CBS 183.55, 302 nucleotides long. RefSeq lists its product as uncharacterized. Bases 8 to 253 code for a protein of 81 amino acids. The transcript has a single exon. Lineage: Eukaryota; Fungi; Ascomycota; Dothideomycetes; Pleosporales; Didymellaceae. The record is from RefSeq and is a predicted model, not a curated record.